Lodderomyces pseudojiufengensis is the source of this 3840-nucleotide messenger RNA. Its product is annotated as oxysterol-binding protein related protein. Gene Ontology annotation, molecular function: protein binding; sterol binding. Gene Ontology annotation, biological process: endocytosis; maintenance of cell polarity; piecemeal microautophagy of the nucleus. The coding region runs from base 1 to 3840 and encodes 1279 amino acids. Gene Ontology annotation, cellular component: nuclear envelope; cytosol; intracellular membrane-bounded organelle. Lineage: Eukaryota; Fungi; Ascomycota; Pichiomycetes; Serinales; Debaryomycetaceae. The record is from RefSeq and is a predicted model, not a curated record. The transcript has a single exon.
AUGUCCGAGUCUGCUCAAUUGAAUGCAUCGUUACUAAGGUUGAAGCUAUUAGAUGCUUUGAGAAGUGGCGAUACUUCAAAAAUUGAUUCAAUAAUCCAAGAAUUAAUUUCAUGUAAAGCAACCAUACAAAAUCAAGAUCUCAAACAAUUAAGAGAAACAAUUUUACAUUAUGCUGUUCAAGUUGCAAAUUUAGACACUAUACAAUACUUAAUCAAUAACCAACAAAAGUAUGGAUUGGAUAUCAAUGCUCAAGAUAAUCAGGGCAAUACUCCUUUACAUUUAGCUGCUAUUGCCUCAAGACAAGAUGUUGUGAAAUAUUUAUUAUCAUUACCGAAUAUUAAUGACACUAUAGUUAAUAAUGACAAGAAACAACCUGUGGAAGUUUGUAAAGAUAAAGAUAUAAUCCAAUUAAUGCAAUAUGAAAGAGCUAAAUUCGUUGAAAAAGCUGCUGGUGAUUUAAGAAUUUUCUUUAGCAAUAGAGAUUUUGAAAAUUUGGAAAACCUUUUGAUUUUGAAUCCAAGAGCUUCUGAAUUAUUGGAUAUAAAUGGUGCUGAUCCAACAACUGGGAACACUGUUUUGCAUGAAUUUAUUAGUAAAGAUGACUUACCAAUGUGUGAUUGGAUUUUGAAACAUGGUGGUGAUCCUUUCAAAAGAGAUAAACGUGGUAAAUUACCCGUAGAUUUAGUCAAAGCUAAAGACGAACCAUUAAAAAAGUUAAUAAAGGAUGCUUCUAAAGAUCAAACGAUAAUGGAUCCCGUGGCUACAUCAAAUGCUGUACCUAAAUCAGGUGGUAUUGAAGUCUACAAAGGUUAUUUACGUAAAUGGACAAACUUUGCAUCAGGUUAUAAAUUAAGAUAUUUUAUUUUAGAUCAAAAUGGUAUAUUAUCUUACUAUGCAGAUCAAGACGAUACUUCUUGUCGUGGUUCGCUAAAUUUAGGUUAUGCAACAUUACACUUGGAUUCAUCUGAGAAAAUGAAGUUUGAAAUAUAUGGUAAAAAUGGUCUUAGAUGGCAUUUGAAAGCUAAUUUCCCAGUUGAAACCAAUAGAUGGGUUUGGAAAUUACAAAAUGCUAUAACUGCUUCUAAAGAUAAUAUAAGAAAGAGAAAUCAAUUAUCAAAUAAUACAGCAAGUGGAACAGUGUCACCUGAAGAGUUACAAGAUCUGACCGUAGAAGACAAUGAAUCAGUUGGAGAAAAGAAAAAACACAGAUUGAGAAUUCCUGGAAGAAAAAAACAUCAUAAACGUAAUGUCAGUCAAGUUUCUAGAGAAUCGUUUGAAAAUGGAAGUGAUGUUUCAAGGUCAUCGACAUCUCACACUCUUGCCGAUUCAAUUGCCAAUCAACAGUUGAACGCCAGAGCUAGUGUGGACGAACAGUAUAGCGUUCAAGACACAGAUCAUGAAAAUUUUGAUUACGAUGCAGACGAAAUUGAAAGAGAAGAUUAUGAUAGUGAUAAUGAUUCAAAUACUAUUGAUAUUAAUCAGAUUAAUGAUUCUAUUGCAGCCACCAGAAGAUCGUUACAUAUAGAAUUACUGUCAUUAUUAGAGUUAUUUCAUCAAGUAAUGAGCAUAGAUGUUUUUCAACCUAAUUCAAAACAAGCGGAAGUUUGCGUGGUUGGUAAUAAUACAAUCAGGGCUAUUAGUGAUUUGAUCACGAAAUACAAUAUAAUCGUUGAUACUAGAGACAAUAAACUUAGAAAAGAUUUAGAUAGACAAGUAGAAGUAAAUCAACUUUGGGAAAGAUCCAUUAGACAAUUAGAAAAUGAAAUUAAAUCAAGAGAAGAUAAAUUGGCUGUAUUACAAGGACAAAGAAAACAAUUGAGAAAAUAUUUUUCAGGAGGAGCUGGUACUAAAUCUGGUGGUGCAAUUUCACCACUUCCAUCGACAAAUAAUGGUGAUGGUAAUGCAACUGGUGUUGCUAAAGGUGAGAUCUUGAGUGAAGAACCUCAAGAAGAUCAAAUUCAUGCCAUCGAUAAUAAGUUGGGAGGUAUUGAACGAAAUGAGGUAGGCAAUGAAGAUUUGCCAGUUACUGCUGCACAAGAAGAAGUUAAUCAUAUGCCUGGUUCUUUACCCGAUAAUGUUAUAGGAGAGUUAUUAGGUGAUGAUUCUGAAGAUGAGUUUUUUGAUGCUGAUGAAUUCGAUGAUGAAAUUGAUGUUGUUGCUCCACCAAAUGAAACUGAUUCUUCAACUUUAGCACCGGUUCAACAAGAUGUUAGUAAAGAAGAAGCACCUAAAGUCAAUCAAUCAAAUGAAACUGCUGCUACACAACCACCCUCGAAUAGAGACGAUACUAAUUUAGAUCCUGCGGUCAAAGCAGGUGCUGGUGCUGGUGCAGUAGGAGCGGCAGGUGCUGGUAUUGCUCUGUCACAAGAUGAAUCUAUACCGCCUGAACAAAAAAUUGAUAAUCUGUCAUUUGAACCAUCUGAAUCUAAUCAACAGGGAGUUCCUCCUUCCAACACUGCCCCUGCUGAAACAGCUGAUUCCACGAACAAAAAUAUUCCAGGUGAUGAAGGUCUUAAUCCGGCGCAAAAAGAAGUCAAUCAUGAAUUACAAGCAGAAGGUUCAUUUUUGGGUUAUGAAAAUCCACCAAGAAAAAAGCUAGGUAUGGACGAAGAUAAUAGACCGAAAGUUGGGUUAUGGGGUAUUUUAAAAUCAAUGAUUGGAAAGGAUAUGACUAGAAUGACAUUACCUGUUUCCUUUAAUGAACCAACUUCAUUAUUACAAAGAUUGGCUGAAGAUAUUGAAUAUAAUGAUUUGUUAAAUAAAGCUGCUGGAUAUGAUGAUUCUACAUUGAGAUUAAUUUAUGUUGCUACAUUUGCAGCUACUGAAUAUUCUUCAACUAUUGAUAGGAUUGCAAAACCAUUUAACCCAUUAUUAGGUGAGACGUUUGAAUACUCCAGACCUGAUCAAAACUAUAGAUUAAUUGUUGAACAAGUUAGUCAUCAUCCUCCUAUUAGUGCUUGUCAUGCCACUUCUCCAAAAUGGGAAUAUUAUGGUGAGAAUGCAGUUGAUUCCAAAUUUUCUGGAAGAUCAUUUGAUUUUAAACAUUUAGGAAAAAUGUUUGCAGUAGUUAGACCUAAUAAUGGAGUUAAAGAUAAGAAAGGUAAUUUGGUGAGUGAGGAAUUAUAUAGUUGGAAAAAAGUCAAUACUGCUGUUGUUGGAAUUAUGAUUGGUAAUCCUACCGUAGACAAUUAUGGUAAGAUGAUUGUUGAAAACCAUACUACAGGUGAUACAAUCACAGUUGACAUGAAGCAAAGAGGAUGGCGAGCAUCAUCUGCAUAUCAACUUUCAGGUCAAGCUUUAGACGCAAAAGGAGUCCCACAAUGGGCAAUGGGGGGUUAUUGGAAUUCGAAAAUAUUUGCUAAAAAAAUCACUAAAGAUCAACAACAUCAUGAUUCUAGUAGAAAAAUGUCAAUUUUGGACGAUCCAAAUAAAUCAUCUUCAACAACUUCAACUGAUCCUUUUUCUGGAAACAAGUUUUUAGUUUGGCAAGUUGCACCAAGACCAAAAGUUCCAUUUAAUUUAACUCAAUUUGCAGUUACUUUAAAUGGUGUUGAUUCUAAUUUGAAAAAAUGGUUAGCACCUACUGAUACAAGAUUGAGACCUGAUCAAAGAGAUAUGGAAGAAGGUAGGUAUGAUAAAGCAGCAGAUGAAAAGCAUAGAGUUGAAGUCAAACAAAGACAAGCAAGAAAACAAAGAGAAGAAACUGGUCAAACAUAUAAGCCAAAUUGGUUUAUCAAAAAGAAGCAUCCUAUUACUGGUGAUAUGUACUGGGAAUACAAUGGUGAAUAUUGGCCGCAAAGAAAAGAGCACAAUUUAGCAGGCUCGGGGGAUAUUUUCUAG